CACUAUCCAGGAAGGCUAAAGUCAUUCGAUCUCUUUCAUCAUGUUCAGAAUAUAAAAGGACCCCUGAUACCUCCUUUCGAUGUCAGAAAGCUUCGUUCUGACAGAGAAACCUCCUCCUCCCCCGGAUUUCGUAUUCUCACCAUGAGAGCAUUGGAGGGCUUCGAUUAUGUCAUUGGAUCCUCAAAAGGCAUAGAAUCGAAAGCCCCCUCAAAGUCAUAG
Molecule: messenger RNA, 219 nt
Organism: Acaulospora colombiana
Lineage: Eukaryota; Fungi; Glomeromycota; Glomeromycetes; Diversisporales; Acaulosporaceae
Source: the annotation of a GenBank genome assembly